Bombus impatiens (common eastern bumble bee) is the source of this 1726-nucleotide messenger RNA. RefSeq names its product kynurenine/alpha-aminoadipate aminotransferase, mitochondrial. Gene Ontology annotation, biological process: biosynthetic process. Gene Ontology annotation, molecular function: pyridoxal phosphate binding; L-kynurenine:2-oxoglutarate transaminase activity. The transcript is spliced from 9 exons. NCBI's taxonomy places the organism in Eukaryota, Metazoa, Arthropoda, Insecta, Hymenoptera, Apidae. Bases 443 to 1618 code for a protein of 391 amino acids. The record is from RefSeq and is a predicted model, not a curated record.
AACCCACCGCAUGAAUAACAGGCUGAGUUUCGUUAAAACCAUAGUUGUGCCGAAGUCCAGUCUCUCGAUCACUUUCGACACGCUCGCUCGGUAUCGAUCGAUCCCGUAUUACAUAAUAAAUUUAAAAUAUUUAGAAAUUGUCGAUUUACCGAAUUUAUCUGACUCGAUCGAAUUGGGUAAAGCCGGAGUUAUUCGACUCGCUUGGACGCCUAUCGUUUUGACAAAAAUUAACCGAAACAAAGGUCAAAUAUUAAAAAUUAACCAGUGGUUCGUAAUUCAUAAUGGAUUUUUCGACGUUUCUAACGAAUGUCUCGAAAAGGCGAAAUUCUAGUAUCCUUCGUGAAUUAGACAAUUCGUAAAACUCUGUCUAUCCUGUAUCUCUUGGAAACGAUAAUUUAUAAAGAUAAUUCAUAUGUAAAUAACAUCUUUGCAUGACACAGCGAUGAGAUUUAUAGAAGCGAAAGAUGCGAUAAGUCUAGCUAAUGGAAUGCCGAAUGCAAAGACAUUUCCUUUCGUGGAUAUCUCCGUAACGUACAAGGGUGGAACAAAAGUAAAACUCGUCGGAGAAGAGUUGUCCUGGUCUCUUCAAUACGGUCCUUCUCAAGGAUACUUGCCAUUGUUAAAAAAAAUGCGAGAAUUUCAAGAAUAUUGGCACAAGCCGAUAUACAAAGACUGGGACGUACUUUUCACGUCUGGAUCGAUGGACGGGUGUAGCAAAAUUUUCGAGAUGACUUUAGAAACAGGCGAUCCUGUGAUGGUUCAAACACCGACUUACGACGGAAUUCUAAAUGCGCUCACACCUUUAAUGCCAGAAUUCAUCGAAAUUUCACAAGAUCAGGAUGGUAUAAUUCCGGUAAAUAUAAGAAAAAUUUGCGAAGAAAGACGAGACAGUGGUAAACCGAUGCCAAAAGUCCUUUACGCGAAUCCUACAGGAGCCAAUCCAACGGGAACAGUUUUGACGGAAUCGCGAAGAAGGGAAGUUUACGAAUUGGCCGAUACAUACAACUUUUUAAUCAUCGAGGACGAUCCCUAUUGUUUUAUCCAUUUCGUCGAUAAGAAACCUACCACCUUCCUCGAAUUGGAUACCAAAGGACGUGUAAUACGUUUGGAUUCUUUCAGCAAAAUUCUAAGCGCCGGUCUUAGAUUAGGCGUUGUUACAGCGCAUAAAGAAUUCAUUAAAAAAUUAACUACACAUAUGGAAGCAACAAAUAUUCACGCUUGCUCUUUAUCGCAAGUUUUGCUGUUCAAAUUACUAAACGUAUGGGAUCUGGAGAAGAUACGGCAACAUUUUAACGACAUUCAGAAAUUUUAUCGCGAAAGACGAGACAUUAUGCUGUCUUUGAUGGAAAAACAUCUUACCGGAUUGGCAGAAUGGAACGUUCCAAAGGGUGGGAUGUUCGUUUGGCUAAAAGUGAAUAAAACGAAAGAUGUAAUGGAAUUGGCAAGGAUGAAGUGUAUUUCCCAAGGGAUUUUUCUUAUUCCCGGUCAUGCGUUUAACCACGACCGCUCGAGACCUGAACAGCAUCUCAGACUAUGCUACAGUUACGCGACACCGCAAGAAAUCGAUAAGGCGCUUUCAACGCUAGCUACGUUGAUACGCGAGGAGAUAAGAAAGUAGAACUGGAAACGGAGUUUUCUUUUACAGCUAUAAUUAAGUUCGUACUUCUUUUGUAAUUUGUAGAAUGUGAAUUAGAAUUAAGAAAAUAAAUAUUAUAUAUCAAGCUUU